Cucurbita moschata (crookneck pumpkin) is the source of this 3607-nucleotide messenger RNA. Its product is annotated as DNA topoisomerase 2-binding protein 1-A. The record is from RefSeq and is a predicted model, not a curated record. Gene Ontology annotation, biological process: mitotic G2 DNA damage checkpoint signaling; DNA replication initiation; mitotic DNA replication checkpoint signaling. The coding region runs from base 135 to 3056 and encodes 973 amino acids. NCBI's taxonomy places the organism in Eukaryota, Viridiplantae, Streptophyta, Magnoliopsida, Cucurbitales, Cucurbitaceae. The transcript is spliced from 17 exons.
GCCAUUUACACUUCCCCAUUUCCUUCGUUUGAUUUCUCAAUUCACAGUUCCACAGCGAGUUUCAGUGACAGUCCAAAAUCCUUUCUCUCGUCGGAGUUCGAUCGAGAGAGGAAGUAGGCGAGGCAACGGCCGAGAUGUUGAAGCCGAAGCCGUUUGCCGGAGCCAAUGUGUUCGUGUCCCGCAAUCUUGUCGCUCCGGAGAUAUUCGACGCUCUUCACGACGCUUUGAAGCAGAAUGGGGCUGAGGUUUUCCUCUGUUGUGAUCCUGCUCGAAACGGCCCUAAAGAUUAUCAUGUUAUCUCCUCAGCCGAUCACGAAAAGUUUGAGGAUCUUCGUGCGAAGGGAUGCAAUUUGUUAGGUCCUCAGUGCGUGAUGUCAUGUGCAAAAGAGAACAGACCCCUUCCUCAGCAGGGUUUUACUUGCUGCCUUGCUAUGGAUGGUGUGAAAAUUCUUGCAUCUGGUUUUCAGGCAGAUGAAAAGGUUGAGAUAGGGAAGUUAGUUAAUGCAAUGGGAGGAGUAUUGCAGACGAGAGCAUCUGCAGAUGUCAGCUUUGUCAUCGCGAAGAAUGCUUUGGCUGCAAAAUACAAGUGGGCACUUAACAUUUCAAAGAAACCUAUUGUCACAAUUACUUGGUUACAGCAGUGCUGGAUUGAACAUCGUGUAGUGCCACAGGAUGGAUAUCGAGUCCUUCCAUUUUCUGGAUUGAAUAUUUCGGUAUCUAGAAUUCCCGCAGAUGAGCGCAAGGAGAUCGAAAAGCUUAUCUUGCAAAAUGGUGGAAGAUAUUCUGCCGAUCUUACAAGAAAGUGUACACAUUUGAUAUGUAGUGCUCCUGAAGGUGACAAGUACAAGGUUGCACGAACAUGGGGUCAUAUCAAUAUUGUUACUCGGAAAUGGUUUGAUCAGUCCAUAGUUAGAAGAGCAUGUCUUAAUGAGGAGUUGUACCCUGUUGGUAGCGUUUCUGCAACUUCAAAUAAAAUGGCAAGGGGUUGCUUGACUUCUCACAAUAGCCAAGAAAAGGUUAAUGGGAACGUGCAAGCUGCACCGUCCUCAUUUAUUGCUGAUUCAAAUUUCUCAGCUGUUUCUGGCCCUGGGUUUUCAGAUAUGGAUUUAGAAGCUACUCUUUCACAGAGCACGUCUAUGUUUUCAGAUGCUUCUCAUUUUAUAAAUGAGGUUGAUGUUGAAGUGCCAGUUACAAUGUCAAAGAACGAAGAAAACACUGAAAAUUGCAUUGCAAAUGACUUCCAAUCUGAAGACAACGACUUAUAUUUGUCAGCAUGUAGAAUAAAAGUUGUUGGGUUUGAAGCUUCUGAGAUGCGGAAGAUUGUGAAUAUGAUUCUCAGAGGUGGAGGCUCCCGGUACAUGCUGUUCAAUGACAAGUUAACACACAUAAUUGUUGGAAAUCCGUCAGAAAUGGAGAAAAAAGAGGUUAGAGACAUUGCAGCUUCAGGUGUUAUCCAUGUGGUUAGAACCACCUGGCUUGAGGAUUGUGAUCGUCAGAAGAAGGAGAUCCCCGUUCUUGGCAGACACAUGGCCUAUGAUGAACUUAUCCCUAAAGGUUUGAUAUCAUCCUGUAAAACAAGCACUAUUGUUAUGGAUCGGAAUAAAGUUCCUAAUGUUCAUCCAAUCAUGCCAUUGAAUGGGUUAGAAGGUAAUUUUCAUGCUAAAAUUGGAAAGACAUCAAUGAUAGAGGAAAGAAUUCAAGAAAAAAGUGAAGCAAAUGUGGGUGGAGACAAGACCACAAAAUUGUCUCAGAAAAGCCAACAUUCUGUACCAAAUGGUAUGAACAAGAGUCAAGAAAAGUUGCGGCGUGAUGUCAUGGUUCCAAAUGGGAAGUCAUCAUGUGUGUAUAAGGGGAAAAUAUUUUGCUUUUCUAGUUCCUUUCCAGAAGAUCGGAGAGCUGAAAUUGUUGAAUGGAUAAAUCAAGGGGGAGGGGAAGUGGUUGAGGAUCAUACGAAACAGAAAGUGCACUUCACAGUUGGAUGUCAUGGUGUGAUACCAAGGAGUACAGAUGUUCAUACUACAUACGUGUCAAGUCAUUGGGUCCGAUCAUGUUUAGAGGAUGGAUGUUUGUCGGAUACCAAUGAGCACAUUCUCUAUUCUCCACUUCCUUGUUGUGUUCCUUUGCCUGGGUUUGAAAGAAUACGGUUCUGUGUUUCACAAUAUGAAGACAAAGAUAGAGUCUUGUUAAGAAAUCUGUGUUUUGUACUUGGGGCCAAGUUCGUGGAGAAGUUGACAAAGAAGGUAACCCAUCUAAUAUGCAAGUUUUCCGAUGGGCCAAAGUAUGAGGCUGCUUGUAAAUGGGGAAUACAUUCAGUUACAGCUGAAUGGAUCUAUGAGUGUGUCAGACAGAGUAAGCUUGUUUCUCUUGAUUUGUAUCGUCCAAAAGAAGUUACAGCUCAAGAUAGAGAGGCAGGCUUAUGUACUGUCAGUCAGUUUCCUACACAAGCUGGCCAAAUGAUAGCCGGUGAAGGUGAAUCCCAGUUCCCUACCCAUUCUGCUAUCUUGAGAGAUCAAUCAGCUGGAACUAACAGUAGCUCUGUGGGAGAAGUUGAACAAAUAAGUUUUACUAAUAAAAAGCGGAAAUUCCUUGACGAACCUAUACAAAAACGUCCUAUAUUUGUUGGAAACAGUCUCACUCAUUUUGACUGCAAUUUGAACUCCACAAGAGAAACUACAUCAAAAUCUUCUGUAGUAACUUCACACGUUCCUGAUGUUGCUGCCGCGAUUGAGGACUUGUUGGAGCAGACGAGUAAGAUUCAUGAUCAGAAGUCACCUGGAAAGACUGGCUGCGACAAAAGUAUUUUCCCGCCCGACUGUUCCGUCAUUGGUCAAGACCAUUCAGAAGCUCCUCCAGUUGGUGGUUCAUCUAACCAGUGGUUAAAAAGAGCUGAAAGAAAAGAAGACGUCAGCGAUCCUACUACUGGAGAUGGGUGUGCAGGGGCAUAUGAUGGUUUUAGUGAAACGCAAACCGAAUCUCAGGUUGUGGGUUAUGAAGAGGAUUUGUCGGGAAGGCAAAUGCUCAUAGACAGAGUACGAACCCGGAGUAGCAUGAUUUGAAACUACGUCUGCCCUUACUCAAAGCUUUAAAGAUGGUGGUAGGACUAGGGGCUGCGCUGUGAAGGUUUGAUUCGAGCUUUUCCUUUUCCUUUUGAGUUUUAUGUUAUUCAAACAUUAUUUUCAUUUAGGAGUUGUAGAAAAUGUUUGGACCUUGAUUGGUUGUAUAGUAAAAAACAAUGUGGCAAAAAAAAAAAAAAAAAAAAAAAAUGAAAGAAGGGGAAAAUUUAAGAUGAGGGUUGCAUGGGGCUUUAUCCAUUGUCUAAUGAGUCAACGACAUCCUUGCACUUGUAAGCUGGAAAAUUGAGCUAUAUUAAGCCGAUUUGCAAGUAACAGAAGAUUUGUGGCUAGCUGAUGGAUGAUUCUUAUACUGCCCACUCACUACAAGGUAAUCCCUCCUCAUUUACUUGAAUUUGGCAUUUCCCAAUUAGGAUACGUGUGGGAAAUUUUUAUUGAGUUCUUUACUAUAAAUUCAAGUUUUUUAAACCCUUCACUAUAAAUUCAAGUCUCGAUGCACAAGUAAAAGUGAAAGAUGGAGAGCAUGACUUUGAUAA